Hibiscus syriacus is the source of this 763-nucleotide messenger RNA. Its product is annotated as basic leucine zipper 4-like. The transcript has a single exon. Gene Ontology annotation, biological process: positive regulation of DNA-templated transcription. Gene Ontology annotation, cellular component: nucleus. The record is from RefSeq and is a predicted model, not a curated record. The coding region runs from base 71 to 562 and encodes 163 amino acids. NCBI's taxonomy places the organism in Eukaryota, Viridiplantae, Streptophyta, Magnoliopsida, Malvales, Malvaceae. Gene Ontology annotation, molecular function: transcription cis-regulatory region binding; DNA-binding transcription factor activity.
UCUCACUUGCUACUACUAUUGAUUCAAAAACCGUUUUCGUUCUCCUGUUGUGUUUGGUCUAAUUGACCCAAUGUUCUUGUCUGAAGAAGCUGACCAGUUCGAAUUACCGGUUCACGAAACCGGCUUCACACGCGAAGAGCUUGAAGAGUUAUUAUCUCUUCUCGAAUCGAAUGAACCGGUUGGUCCAAACUCUGGUUCAGAAGGCUCGACCGGAGCGGUAUCUUCUCUUGAACCUAAUGAACCAGUCAGUCCAAACUAUGGUUCAGAAGGUUCAACUCGGGCGGUGUACUCGGCAGACGAGAGGAAGAAAAGACGCAUGGAAUCGAACCGAGAAUCAGCGAGGCGGUCCCGUUGGCGAAAAAGGAUGCACUUGGAGAACGUCACGGACGAAAUUAACCGGUUGAGCAUAGAGAACCGGCAACUUAAAAACCGAGUCAGUUCGGUCAUGAAUCAAUAUCACAUUGUAUGGCGAGAAAAUGAACAGUUGAGAUCCGAAUCCGUAGCUCUUUGGGCCAAACUCUCGGAUCUUUACUGGACUUUAGCCACCAUGCAACCUCGAUAGCGUAUAUUGCAAUAUUAAACCUUUUACUUUGAAACUAAAUCACUAUCACGCCCCCUUCCCCCUUGAAAUUAAGCUCUAAUUAAGUGAACUAAACUAUUGAAUUUUUUAGCAGUUACAGAAAUAAGUAGAGCUUAAUUUCACUUUCUCUCUCUCCCUACUUAAUUAUAUAAAUAUUGAGAAAAAGUGGUGGUUUUGAUAAAC